GCUCUGGCUGGUGAGGGACUCGCCCCCAGUAGAUGCGGUGGAGUUUGAGCUUUGCUGCAUCCGUCACUGAAGAACAAAAUAAGAGUAAAGGAGACAAGCUGCAGAGCAUGGGAGGCGGUGGGGUUUUCUGAAACGUUUGCUGGGCUUUCCGCGGAGCAUGAGCCUUUAAAACGAAUUCUUUUUAUAGAAACUCAUUUGUGUAGCUGGGAAAAUGAUACAUAUGCUAAACGCAGCAGCCUAUCGGGUGAAAUGGACCAGAUCCGGCGCUGCUAAGAGGGCUGCCUGCCUGGUGGCUGCGGCAUAUGCUCUGAAAACCCUCUAUCCCAUCAUUGGCAAGCGUUUAAAGCAGUCUGGCCACAGGAAGGAAGAAGCAGCAGCUUAUCCGCCUGCAGAGAACAGAGAAAUACUGCAUUGCACAGAGAUCGGCUGUAAAAAGCCUGCGCCGGGACUGAAUGCAGAUUUUUUCAAACAGCUACUAGAACUUCGGAAAAUCCUCUUUCCAAAACUUGUGACCACUGAAACGGGGUGGCUCUGCCUCCAUUCGGUGGCUCUAAUCUCAAGAACAUUUCUUUCUAUCUAUGUGGCCGGUCUGGAUGGAAAAAUCGUGAAAAGCAUCGUGGAAAAGAAGCCUCGGAGUUUCGUCAUCAAGUUGAUCAAGUGGCUUAUGAUUGCCAUUCCUGCCACCUUUGUCAACAGCGCUAUCAGGUACCUGGAGUGUAAACUGGCUUUGGCCUUCAGAACUCGCUUAGUAGACCAUGCUUACGAAACCUAUUUUGCAAAUCAGACUUAUUAUAAGGUGAUAAAUAUGGAUGGAAGGCUGGCCAACCCUGACCAAUCUCUUACUGAAGACAUUAUGAUGUUCUCACAAUCUGUCGCUCACUUGUAUUCCAACCUUACCAAGCCUAUUUUAGAUGUAAUCCUAACUUCCUAUACUCUCAUCCGGACUGCUACGUCCAGAGGAGCGAGCCCAAUAGGGCCCACGCUGUUAGCCGGACUUGUGGUUUACGCCACGGCCAAAGUGCUUAAGGCUUGCUCUCCUAAAUUUGGCACACUAGUGGCUGAGGAAGCUCAUAGGAAAGGCUAUCUGCGGUACGUUCACUCCAGAAUCAUAGCCAACGUGGAAGAAAUUGCCUUCUACAGAGGACAUAAGGUAGAAAUGAAGCAACUGCAGAAAAGUUACAAGGCUUUAGCUUAUCAGAUGAACCUUAUUUUAUCCAAGCGUUUAUGGUACAUCAUGAUAGAACAGUUCUUGAUGAAGUAUGUGUGGAGCAGCUGCGGACUAAUUAUGGUGGCUAUCCCUAUUAUCACUGCGACAGGCUUUGCAGAUGAUCUGGAGGACGGCCCAAAGCAGGCAAUGGUUAGCGAUCGGACAGAAGCCUUCACCACUGCCCGAAAUUUAUUGGCCUCUGGAGCUGACGCUAUUGAAAGAAUUAUGUCUUCAUACAAAGAGAUCACUGAACUAGCAGGUUAUACUGCUAGAGUCUACAAUAUGUUCUGGGUCUUUGAUGAAGUGAAAAGAGGCAUUUAUAAGAGAAAUGUCACUCAAGAGCCUGACAAGCAUAGCAAGAGUGGAGGGAACGUGGAGCUACCCUUCAGUGACACCCUAGCAAUUAAAGGAACAGUUAUUGAUGUGGAUCACGGAAUCAUUUGUGAAAAUGUGCCCAUAAUUACACCAGCAGGAGAAGUGGUGGUUUCAAGGCUAAACUUCAAAGUAGAAGAAGGGAUGCAUCUUUUGAUAACUGGUCCCAAUGGUUGUGGGAAAAGCUCUCUCUUCAGAAUCUUAAGUGGGCUGUGGCCUGUUUAUGAGGGAGUCCUCUAUAAACCACCUCCCCAACACAUGUUCUAUAUUCCACAGAGGCCAUACAUGUCUCUUGGAAGUCUGCGUGAUCAAGUCAUUUAUCCUGACUCGGUGGAUGACAUGCAUGAGAAAGGUUACACUGACCAAGACCUAGAAGGCAUUCUGCACAGUGUCCACCUCUACCACAUAGUUCAAAGAGAAGGAGGAUGGGAUGCUGUUAUGGACUGGAAAGAUGUCCUAUCAGGAGGGGAAAAGCAGAGGAUGGGUAUGGCCCGGAUGUUCUAUCAUAAACCAAAGUACGCCUUGCUGGAUGAAUGUACCAGCGCCGUGAGCAUUGAUGUGGAAGGAAAGAUCUUUCAGGCUGCUGUGGGAGCUGGGAUUUCCUUACUGUCCAUAACACACAGACCUUCUCUGUGGAAAUACCACACUCACUUGUUACAAUUUGAUGGCGAAGGAGGUUGGCGCUUUGAACAGCUGGACACUGCUAUUCGUUUAACAUUAAGCGAAGAAAAACAAAAGUUAGAGUCUCAACUGGCUGGAAUUCCCAAAAUGCAGCAGAGACUCAAUGAACUGUGUAAAAUUUUGGGAGAGGACUCGGUGCUGAAAACAAACCAAAAAGAAGAGGACACACCCUAAUUUAUUUUGACAUGUUCUAAGUUAACUUUUAGGGAACGCCUCAGAGACUCCCUUCACUGCAUGCAGUACGCUAAGCUAAGUGCAGAGAAAGCAAGCCAGCAAAAAGUGUUUGGUAUGAUUUUAGCACCAAGGAAGUAUAAGAUAACUUUUGGAGCGAAAAGAAAAUGCAUUAGUUCAGAUUAGUCAUGACCUCUAUUAGUGCCCAAUGAAAAGCCAACUCACUUAUAAAAAAAAGAGGACCUUCUCCGUGAAUAUGUAUGGUCUAAGGUUCUUCUUGUGGGAGAAAGCCCCAAAACAAAACAAUAAGGGCAGUACCUGGGUUGGCAUCAGGUGCGCAGCAUCAGAAGUUUGAGUGCUGCUUUAGCCCACUUACCAUGGACAGUAGGUACAACAUCUGAAAUCCAUAAUCAGCGCUGCUAGUGGCCAGCUAAACCUCUGUACAAAACAACAGUUUGAUUUAAAAAAAAAAAAAACUUCGAUAUGAAAAAAUCAUAUUUUAAUGACAGUGGUUGAAAACAAGCGUGGCUAGACAAGCAUAAAGUACUGUGUAUGAGACUGUCAGACAGGGAGCAUCUUAAUGGAGACACAAACAAUUGACUUUAAUAAGAAUCAUGCAUAUUUGUUAAAACCCCUUUAUUUUUAAAAAUAAAAUUGCCCAUACAGAAGAGGAGGGUCUAAGCAAUGCUUGCACUGGCUGCCACUUGAAUCUGCAAUGCUCUAUACUUCAAUUAUUAUGAGAAAUACUGCUUGUUUGGUGCCCAAAGAAGCAUUUUUAAAACUUGAUUACUGUCCUAAAUAUGGAUCGUGGAGUUCAUAGUUACUUCCGCAUUCAUUUCAUUUUACUCUGCCUUUGAAGCGAUCUUUGGAGGUAACUAGUUUUUGCUCAUUUGCUUCUGAGAAGACAGAUACUCAGAUUUGUUUUGAUCAUGUGAUUUAUUUUAGAAGCCAUGUAGAGAUCAAAUGAAGUUCUCAUGAUCUGAUUCAGUACGGUUACUACUACUGCCCCUUUGAUUUAACUGAGCUAUAAUGUCAAUAAGAAAUGAGAUGGGCCAGGUCUGUGUCCAGAUAUGGAAUUAGACAGAGCUGGGAGUAAGGGAAAAUUUAAAGUAGAUAAAUAAAUACAGUUGAGGGCAUGGAGAAAUGACACUUGCUUCUCUUGAGGGGAACGGAAUUUUAUUGCCAGCACCCACAUGGUGGUUCCAAAACUAUGUCUAAUUCCAGUUCCAGUGGAUCUGAAGCCCUCUCCUGACCUCUAAGGGCCCUGCAUACAUGUAUGGCUCAUUCAUAUAUGCAGGCAAAACACUCAUAUUCAUAGCAUUCGAAAUAAAGAAGUCUGAAAGAUAGUAAAGAUAUUGAAAAUUGGCAAUGCUAAUAUUAUUUAAUUGGUGUUUGCAAGAAAUGAAAAAUGAGUAGGAAACAGAACGGCCAUUGAUCUUUGACUUAUAGCACGCCAUGGAAGCCAGCACACUGCAGCUCUGUACAUCUCUUCGAUGUUGGAGCAUCUUCAGCAUCAGCACCCAGAAGGGCAGUACAUUGCUGAAUAUGAUGAGAGACAAUCUGUAUGAAUGCAUCAUGGAAAAGAUCUCGUCUGUCCACGUGCGCUGGAGUAAGGAGCUUUAAUCUCGUCCUCUCUCAGGCAUGGUGAUGUAUAUAAAAAACGAAGAGGAACAGUUAUAGUGGCCUAAGAUUUUGUUUACAUAUUUAGAUAUCACCUUAGCAGAUGCUCAUCUGUCAUAGACUAUUUGGGAGAUAGACUACCUGGAAGUCAUUCACAAUGAUAGCUGUAAGAAAUUACAUUUCCGCCGGGCGGUGGUGGCACACACCUUUAAUCCCAGUACUCGGGAGGCAGAGGCAGGCGGAUCUCUGUGAGUUCGAGGCCAGCCUGGUCUAGAAGAGCUAGUUCCAGGACAGGAACCAAAAAGCUACGGAGAAACCCUGUCUCGAAAAAUCAAAAAAAAAAAAAAUUUACAUUUCCACAUGUUCAUUUCCACAAAAUCUGGGUGAUUUGAAUUAUCAAUAAAAGUGACCACCUUACAAGAAGUACUAGAAUAUACUUCAUAAUCAGUAAUUUUUCAUUUAUCUGUUACUACUACUUUAUACUUGUGGGGCAAGAGCUGAAGAUUUCUGUUUAGAGAAAGCAUGAAACUGGAAAGUAACACUUUUAUUUUAAAAUGAUUUCCUAACCUUUAACAACCAUGUUACUAGUUAGCCAGGUUAUCACACUAAUGGGGAAAUGUGUGAAGCAAGUGUCUUACAUUAGGUUUUAAAGGCACAAGAAGAAAACUGAAAGUUCACCUUUGAAACUCUAGUUUUCAUAAUUUAAAAUUAAACCAUUUAAGUACCGGGUAUCUUACAUCUUUAAGCUUUGCAAAGAAUGCCGACAUCAAUCCCAGGUUUAUAGUUAGACUUUAUUUAAUAGAUGUUACCAAUAAGCUGAAAUGAAAUACACAAGAUUCGUUAGAUGUUUAAAUUCUAUACUAAAAUUCUAGUCAUGGAAUUUAAAUGUUAAAAGUUUCAGGAUAGUGGCCACAUGCCUUUAAUCCCAGCACUCGGGAGGCAGAGGCAGGCGGAUCUCUGUGAGUUCGAGACCAGCCUGGUCUACAAGAGCUAGUUCCAGGACAGGCUCCAAAGCCACAGAGAAACCCUGUCUCGAAAAAAAAAAAAAAGUUUCAGGAUAAACAAGCUGUUUUUCAACAGCACUUAUUUUUUUUUUUUAAAUUAGUGAUUUUCUGAAUUACUUUUUCUGAGACCAGAUAUCCUCUGUCUAGGAAAGAGACUCUAAGAUGAACUUGUGUUAGGUAGGAGUAGGAGACCAGAGUUGAUAUUCCAACAGGCACACUUGUGAAAACAUGAGCCCACUGAGACAUCUUCUUCAAAUAGGACAAAGAAAAUGGAAUAUGGAAAAUAAAUAUAAGGUAAAUGAAGUAUAAUUUCAGUUGUCAAACUACUGUUAUUUUCCUCAGAAAACGGUAUAAAUUUAUGGAGCUUGAUUAUUUGGGGGGCUUUAACUCAUAAGCUGAAUUCCACAUGAAUGUGACAUUCUAUUUCUGCAGCAUGCAGCGGCACGCCAAGCAUGAGUCUGAAGCUGUGUUCACUCUUAUAGACAGGAUAAUCUCUAAAACACUCUUCAAUCACAAGGUUGCUGAUCUAACUUGAAAACCAACCCCAUUACCCUGUCUUUACACAGGAAUGGUUUUCCUUUGAUGGUAAUUUGACUUUUGUCCCAAAUUUCGGUGUGUCAAAAGAGGUAUAAACAAAUGUGUUGGUUUUUAUUUCAGGCAUUAAUUCCAAGUAAAAGUGUGUAUUUGUGAAAGGCGUAGCUUAUCUUGAAGUUCGAUAUGUUUUGUUUUGUUUUUUUACCUGUGUAUCUUCAAAUCUUGUUAUGCAAUAGAACUGAAACCCAAAGGAAGUGCUUAGAGAUGCAAUAAACAUUGUGACAGUGAUUAAAUUAUUUAUUUAAGCCGGGCGGUGGUGGCACACGCCUUUAAUCCCAGCACUUGGGAGGCAGAGGCAGGCGGAUCUCUGUGAGUUCGAGGCCAGCCUGGUCUACAAGAGCUAGUUCCAGGACAGGCUCCAAAACCACAGAGAAACCCUGUCUCGAAAAACCAAAAAAAAAAAAAAAAAAAAAAAAUUAUUUAUUUAAGGAGAUGCCUCUGGCACAGUUGCUUCGUAAGCAUCCGCACCACCGUGCUGCUGUUCCAGAUGCAGGGCCUGAGAGUUUGUAUGCGGACUUUAAAUAUUGCCAUAUGAAAGCUUUCACGUGGAUGUGCAUUUCUAGAAUUAAAGACACGUAUCUUCUUCACUUACGGGGGCGUUUCUGAUUACCUGGUGCCGAGAGAUCUCACCAGUUAAUGCAAAACUUCAGGAGCAAUUUUUCUCUAAUGUGCUCGAGUUGUAUUGAUGAAAGUGAAUGAGAAAAAAAAAAACAAACCUGUAAGCAUGAGAAUCAAUACGAAACUGAGCAAGAAUGUGGCUAUGAUGUCGUCACCCAGUCUGCAUGGCAUGUCCCAGCUCUUGAGCUCAGCGCUUGUGGUGGUUUGAAUGAGAAUGGUUCCCAUAGGCCCUUAUAUUUGAGUGCUUGGUUCCUAGUUGGUGGAGCGUUUAGGAAAGAUUAGGAG
This is a messenger RNA of Chionomys nivalis (European snow vole), 6552 nucleotides long. It is a transcript of the gene Abcd2, whose product is annotated as ATP binding cassette subfamily D member 2. The record is from RefSeq and is a predicted model, not a curated record. Bases 212 to 2434 code for a protein of 740 amino acids. NCBI's taxonomy places the organism in Eukaryota, Metazoa, Chordata, Mammalia, Rodentia, Cricetidae. The transcript is spliced from 10 exons. Gene Ontology annotation, cellular component: peroxisomal membrane. Gene Ontology annotation, biological process: long-chain fatty acid import into peroxisome; peroxisome organization; very long-chain fatty acid catabolic process. Gene Ontology annotation, molecular function: ABC-type transporter activity; ATP binding; long-chain fatty acid transmembrane transporter activity.